CGCCGCGACACGUGACCGGCGAUCCCGGCCCGCGCGCGCACACGCACGUACACUUCACGCACGCGCAGGCCGCACCGGCCCCGGCCGAGCCCAUGGCGUCCGAGCGGCUGCAGAGCCGGCCCGCCUGCCUGCUGGUGGCCAGCGGCGCCGCCGAGGGUGUGUCCGCCCAGUCCUUCCUGCACUGCUUCACGUUGGCUGGCGCCGCCUUCAACCUGCAGGUGGCCACCCCUGGGGGGAGGACCAUAGACUUCGUGGACGUUAACGAGAGCAACGCCCGCUGGGUGCAGGAUUUCCGCCUCAAGGCCUACGCGAGCCCCGCCAAGCUGGAGUCCAUUGAUGGUGCCCGGUACCACGCCCUCCUGAUACCCAGCUGUCCCGGGGCCCUGGCCGACCUGGCCAGCAGUGGGUCCCUGGCCCGCAUCCUCCAGCACUUCCGCUCAGAGAGCAAGCCCAUCUGUGCUGUUGGUCACGGCGUCGCCGCCCUCUGCUGCGCCACCAAUGAGGACCGGUCGUGGGUGUUCCAGGGCUACAGCGUCACAGGGCCCUCUGUGUACGAGCUCGUCAGGGCGCCUGGCUUUGCCCGCCUGCCCCUCAUCGUGGAGGACUUCGUGAAGGACGCGGGCGCCAACUUCAGUGCCAGCGAGCCUGACGCUGUGCACGUGGUGCUGGACCGCCACCUCGUCACGGGCCAGAACGCCAGCUCCACCGUCCCGGCUGUGCAGAAUCUGCUCUUCCUGUGCGGCAGCCGGAAGUGACAUGGCUUCCCGCGGAGCCAGCCGGCCUGCCAGUGGACGCUGCCACCUCAGGCCUCCGGGGACCCUGCUUCCGCGACCGCCCCUGAGAGCGACUUUCCCGGCCCCUGCCUGACCCUGUGGGAUUGUUGGGGGCCUCCGGGACUGAGCCCUGAGGGGCGUUUUCUUUGGAGCAGAGGGAGAGCUGAGGGCUGAUAGGUGGUCUCUGAGAAUUCCAAGUGAGCGUAACGCGCAGAGCGGGUCUGAGUCAGCCGCGGGGGUCCUGGUGUGGGGUCUCGGCGCCCCCUGGUCUUCCUGGGCGCUGGGUCUCUCGCCCUUGCCUGUCCCCGUCCGCCCAGGCUGAGCCUCGCCAGGGCACCGGGAUCCCAUUUUGUGUGGUGACGGUGCCCGGGCUGCUGCCCCCACCGCUGUGGGUGUUGGGGGGCUGUGCUAGCUCCCGGCCCCCAGAAUACCCCCGGAUCGGCGGGUGCUGAAGGAGCCGCCCUAAUUGUAGUCCUUGCCUGGUGUGUGGUUUCGCAUUGUGAUGGCGGCACUGCACCAGGCCAGGGUGGACCCAGGGGCAGGUGUCACCACGCUCCUGAGGGAAACGUGCUCGUGCGUCUACAGAGCAGUGCUGCUGGCCCACAGCUGCCGGGCGGCCUCCAGGCUUGCAGCCGCACCUCUGCUUGUGAAGUAGAAGUGACAGCGGCACAGGCCCUACCGGGCGGGAAGCCUUGCAUGUGGCCGGCCUGGGUCUGGGGUGGUGGUUGGUCCGCACCAUCCAGGACCCCGCAGGCCUUUGCUGGGGAGGCCCCUUCCCGGUGCGUCCGGAUCACCCUGUGGUCUCCUCGGGGUGCCUGGCCCAGGCUGCGGCCCACAGUGGGACCUCCAGGAGCCGCCCGGGCCUUCUUGUGGGUCCCACCGUCCGCCAGCCCCUCCCCGUCUGGGCCCAGCUCUGCACCCAGCCCCUUGGAACAAAGGAGGAGCAAAGAAGCAAGGCAUCCCUGGGUCUCAGGCCGCUCCUUCCAGUGCCGCAGACCACUCUGAGAUGCUCCCAUGCCCCCUCCACUUCGGGUGUUUGCUGGGAGCACCGUACCAGGAGCUCCUGACACUGCUGUCGCCCUGCUCUGUGCCCACUGCGGGCUGCCCACCCGCACCCAGGGGCCUUGGUCCUACUCUGCCUGCACGGAUCACCGCAGGUUUCUUAAAGAUCACGCCUCGUGGGUGUCAUCUGUACCAUCUACAGAGAGCUGGUGAUGGUUUUGCUUCUGAGUGUCAGAUCAAGGUGCCGGCGGGCCCUGCUGAGCGCCCCAUACAGCCGCUUCCUGGGCAGCCGCUGUGGCUCGGCCCUGGCUUUGCCAGGUCAGGGUGUAGGGCUGGGGGUGCCUCCAGGCUUCGAGAAACGCGGGCCCCCCCUGCAAGGGGCAGGGUGUGGGUGUGGGCGGCCUGCUGCUCUGGGAUGCCCCCACAUGCCUAGGGCUUUAAAACAGACCCUGACGUCCGCCUGCAGGAAACGACCUACGGGAACAACGCGUAAGCAUCUGUAGCAGCAUUAGUCACAAUAACAAACGUAAAACAAA
Molecule: messenger RNA, 2311 nt
Organism: Acinonyx jubatus (cheetah)
Lineage: Eukaryota; Metazoa; Chordata; Mammalia; Carnivora; Felidae
Gene: GATD1
Product: glutamine amidotransferase class 1 domain containing 1
Exons: 8
Coding region: 93-755 (220 amino acids)
Source: RefSeq, a predicted model, not a curated record